CAAGUCUCAAAAAGUCGGCUCCAAUCCCCCCACCCCCCCAAGUGUCUCGUCAGCCCUCCGUCGGAUCCGUCGGCGCCGAGGAACCCAACUUGGCCGAGCGGAACAAAAUCGAACUUUCACCUCAUAAUGACCACAGCAUUCCUGACCCGCGCUUGCUUGACUGUUGCACUGGCGGCAGGUGUCAGGCGCGGCUGUGGGACGACAAUCAGCCGCCACAUAUGCAAAAAAGGUCGCCAUUUAGGAGGAAGGACGACUGUUAUAAGGACCAUGGGGGUCGGGGCUUCGUGCAGGAACGGCGGAGGAGAGGAAGAUAGUAACUUGAAUUCGCCAAGAGGAAGUACAGACAGCAUGAUGGAAGCUGUUGUGUGCCGUGAGGAUGAAUUGCCAGAAGAAGGAAUGAAGUCCUUUGAUGUAGAAGGUGGCCAGGUGCUAGUUGUUCGUCACAAGGGCACACUGUCUGCGAUAGGGAGUAAAUGUUCCCAUUAUGGAGCACCAUUGGAGAAGGGGGCUUUGUGUGAGGGAAGAGUGAGGUGUCCAUGGCAUGGUGCUUGCUUCAGCCUUGCAACAGGGGAUAUUGAAGACUUCCCAGGACUGGACAGCAUUCCUAAGUAUGAUGUUGAAGUUGUUGAUGGGAAUGUAAAGGUGAGGGCCAGUCAGGAACACUUUGGUGCAGCAAAGAGAGUGAAACCAUUGGCCAAACGUGAUGAAGACAACAAUACAUCCUUUGUUGUGAUUGGUGGAGGAGCUGCAGGUGCUACUUGUGUGGAACGAUUACGGCAGGAAGGUUUUACAGGUCGCUUGGUAAUGGUGACGCGAGAGAAUCACUUACCCUAUGAUCGACCAAAACUCUCCAAAGCCAUGCAUCUCACACCAGAUAAUAUUACAUUACGUUCUAAUCAGUUCUAUGAGAGUGGUGACAUAGAAAUCAAGUUAGGUGUGACAGCUGAAGGUCUAGAUACAGAGAAUAAAGUGGUCAAACUGAGUGAUGGUGAAGAACUGAAUUAUGACAAAGUGUUCAUUGCAACUGGUGGGAAACCACGGCAGCUGUCAAAUCCCGGUGCUGACCUCAAAGGCAUAUUUGUUAUCCGAACUCCAGAGGAUGCUAAUGCAGUGGCAGCAGCAGCAGCAGGGAAGAGUGUUGCUAUUAUUGGCACCUCCUUCAUAGGAAUGGAAGCAGCAGCCUACCUAUCAAGCGAAGAUCGUGCUGCAUCAGUGACUGUCGUAGGGAACACAAAAGUACCAUUCGAAAGGAGUCUUGGACAAGCUGUUGGAGAAAGGAUCCAGAAGCUGUUUGAGGAAAAUGGGGUUAAAUUUGCCAAUGAAGUCAAUGUGAAGGAGUUCAGAGGAGAAGAUGGGGAGGUGAAAGAGGUUGUAUUGGAUAAUGAUGAAACUAUACCAGCUGAUGUGGUAGUGACGGGAGUAGGAGUUGUGCCGGAGACCCAGUUCCUGUCAACUUCUAGUGUCAGGCUUGAUGAACGAGGAUAUGUUCCAGUAAAUGAGCACUUGGAGACAAACAUUGCUGAUGUGUACUGUGGGGGUGACAUAGCCUCCUUCCCACUCUUCCUUCAUGAUGGGGAGAAAGUGGCCAUAGGUCACUGGCAGGUUGCUCAUGGCCAUGGUAGCACAGCUGCCCUCAACAUGCUGGGGAAAGCUACACCAGUCAAAUCUGUGCCAUUCUUCUGGACUGUCCUUUAUGGAAAGAGUCUUCGGUAUACAGGCCAUGGGAUGUAUGAUGACAUCUUGAUAGGAGGAGACAUAGAUAACUUGGCUUUCAUUGCCUAUUACUGCAAAGGAGAUCGUGUGGUAGCUCUGGCCAGCCUUGGUAAGGAUCCUGCAGCUGCCAAAUAUGCUGAGAUGUUAAACAGUGGGAAGUUUCUCACUAGGGAGAAAGUUAUUGAAGAUGGAGAGGUGGCAUGCAAGCUGUGAUGUGAUGAAAAGAAGCUCAAGAAAACAAGAAAAUAGAUGUUUGAAUGUCCACGCUUGUUCCAUGUAUCCUUUUGUGAGAUAAGAUGUAAAUGUGGUGGCAAAAUGCUAUUGGCAUUGUUUGUUUCUUUGAUGUAGUGGGUAACGAUUGCUAUUUGUUACACAUUACAGUUUAUUAAUGUGUACUUAAACAGUGAAGAUAUUCAUUAGAUAUAAGUAGAACCAAAGAUGUGCACUUAAUGUAGUCAUGAAACCAGUGAUAUAAGGACAGUAUUUUUAUUUACGAAUAUAUUGUAAAUUGCAUUUUUUAUUUUACCUUUUUUUUUUUUUUUUUAACACAGUCUCUUCACAAUCUGUUGGUAGUAUACAUUUCUGCAAUGAUGUGAUAAUCUCUGUAGUAACUGAUAUAAAAUCAUUAUGCAUCACUAAUUCUCGUAUGUCCAAUCUUCAUUUUUUUCUGAUUACUCGUAUCAUUGAAAGUUUCAGUAGACAUAAAUUAUAUGCGUUUUCACUAUGUUGGUUUUCUGUUCAUGUUUCUCUUCCAUUUGUUACAAAUUUGUUUAUGUAAAUUAACCAAAGAAUCUGUGAAAAGAAGGGAGCUUGUUGAAACCAUUGCACUGUUAAUUUUUCAGUAAUUUCAAAGUUCUUGUUACGCUACUUGGAAAGGAUAUUCUUUAUUACUUUUUGUGGUAGUGGGAUUUGUCUUUUACUUUUCAUAACUUUUCAGUACAUUUGUUUUCUUUUUAGUUACUUUUUAGGUCUAAAUAUUUUCUUUGAUAUAUAUAAGAAAUGUCCGUAAAAUAAGCUUUGACUCCAAGAUUAUCAUAGAAUUUAUCAAAGACUUAAUUUGAAUGUAACCAUAACAGAUAUUUAUAUAUGAUGAUAAUCUAAUUAAAAUUGAAAUGAAAUAUUUAUUGCAAUGAAUCUCAAUUAUGUAAUGACUUUGAGGCAUGUAGUGCCAUUUGUAUUUUUCAAAGAGAAAAUGUUUGGUAACACGGAAGAAAUUGCUCAAUUAAUGAUUGACAGAGAAUAAAAAGUGCAUGUCAGUUUUCCUUAUCAUUACUGAUGUGAACUUAACUCUAGCAAACGUAAAACACAUUAUUUUUAUCCGCUGCUUGCCAGGACAAUUAAAGACAGCCGUUAUGAGUGUGGAACAAUUCAAGACUAUGAAAGAGAUUUUCGUUGAGUUUGCAUUCCAUUCCAAGAUCCUGUAUGCAGUAUGCCUUUAUUCUUACUUUUGAGUGUGAUGCCUUUUUUUUUCUUUUUUUUUCCCUGAAGAAUGCUUGUUUUGGAAGUACUAUGUUAGAUUGUAGACAUGAUUUUCUUUAGACGAGUUAAGGAUAUUAUUAUUAUUGUUAUGAUUACUAUUAUUAUGAUGAUUAUGAUUAUUAUAUAUAUUAUUAUAAACAUAUUAUUAUAUUUUAUUUUAUUAACUUUUUUUUAUAUAUAUAUAUUUUAUUUAUAUAUUGUUUUUCUUUCUAUUUAUUUAUUUAUUUUUUGUAAAGGUUUGUGCUCUUAAAGUAACUCUUAAUUGUAACUGAAACAAAUAGCCUAUCAUUGUGCCUUUGAUGUUGAUUUGAAUUGUUAUGAAAUUUAUAUGCUUUUGGGGGGAAUAGGGAAGAGUACAUCAGCAAUUGUAUACUGGUAAAAGAGUUGAUGUAGAUGGUAGUAAGGAAUAGUAGCUAAAUGUAUUUGUUUCUGAAUAGUUUAUUUUGUACUAAAAUCAUUGUGUACCUGUGUAUGUUCUCCCUGAUACUCAGCAAUUACUGUUUUGCAUUCAUACCAACUGCAGAAGGUAAUUUGAUUGUGGGAAAGGAUAGAUAGAAGAAUGUUGACAAGAAUUCUCAUUUGGUGACUCAGGUUUCAUAUAUUAUAUUCUAAAAGAAAGUGGUUAUAAUUUUUGAUGGUAGAACUAUAGAACUUUUGUUUUAAAGGUAAAUCGAGUGAAGAUUGUUUAUAUUCAUAACUAUAGUUUGUUACAUUUGUAUGCAAUUAUUUUCUUACACAUUCCAAACUGAAAUUAAAGGGUAUAUUUAAUGUUAGCUUUGAAUGUUGAAUAGAUUAAAAUCACCUUGACCAA
Molecule: messenger RNA, 4003 nt
Organism: Penaeus chinensis
Lineage: Eukaryota; Metazoa; Arthropoda; Malacostraca; Decapoda; Penaeidae
Product: apoptosis-inducing factor 3-like
Exons: 11
Coding region: 127-1926 (599 amino acids)
Cellular component (GO): cytoplasm
Molecular function (GO): flavin adenine dinucleotide binding; oxidoreductase activity, acting on NAD(P)H; 2 iron, 2 sulfur cluster binding
Source: RefSeq, a predicted model, not a curated record